This is a messenger RNA of Psammomys obesus (fat sand rat), 3306 nucleotides long. RefSeq names its product coiled-coil serine rich protein 1 (gene Ccser1). The transcript has 11 exons. NCBI's taxonomy places the organism in Eukaryota, Metazoa, Chordata, Mammalia, Rodentia, Muridae. The coding region runs from base 250 to 2943 and encodes 897 amino acids. The record is from RefSeq and is a predicted model, not a curated record.
UCCCUAUGCUCCCAGAACAUAAGGAAGAGGGCCCCUGAUCCUUCUAGAAUGCUGUAGCAACUUCUGCUGGAGAAGGCCAUUGAGAAGAAGAAGUGGGAAUUCUAUUUGUCAUCACCAGCCAUGCAUUUAUCGUGCGUUCAGAGACAGGACUCAAUUCAAAGCUGAUGUGUUACUUUACAUCAAAUGCUUGUUGUGGUAAAUAUUAGAGGCUGCUAAAUUGGUCAUUGCAGUGCAAGCCUCGGGGUCCCAAUGGGGGACUCAGGAUCAAGACGAUGCACUCUGGUCUCCCGGUUGCCAAUAUUCAGGAAAAGUAUUAGCAGAAGACAUGAUUCUCUCCCUUCUUCACCCUCUUCCAGUAACACAGCUGGUGUCCACAGCUCCUCCCCUUCCAGCACUAACUCCAGCUCAGGGAGCACGGGGAAACGCAGGAGUAUAUUCCGUGCUCCCUCCAUCAGCUUCCACCACAAGAAGGGGAGUGACCCUAAGCCAGAACCCACCGACCAGAACCUUAGUAUUUCCAAUGGUGCUCAACCCACUCACAGCAAUAUGCAGAAACUAAGUUUGGAGGAACAAGUCAAAACCAGGGGAAGACAUUCUGUGGGUUUUAGUAGCUCACGAAGUAAGAAGAUAACACGAUCUUUGACGGAAGAUUUUGAAAGGGAAAAGGAGCCUUCAACUAAUAAGAAUGUCUUUAUAAAUUGUCUAAGUUCUGGCAGAAGUGAAGGGGACGAUUCUGGAUUCACGGAAGAACAAACUCGCCGUUCUCUUAAACAGUCAACAAAGAAGCUACUCCCCAAAUCAUUUUCAUCUCACUCUAAAUUUUCUAAAUCGGUUCCACAGAGCCAAUCCACGUCAUUGGAACAGCAGCCUGAAUUCUCCCUGGCUAUUGCACAGCGCCAAGAGCGGGAAGCUGCCGUGGGUAGGCCUUCCCUGUCUUGCUCUGUGGAUGAAACAGAGCGCGCAGGAAGUUCCUUGCAGUCGCCUCUGCUUUCUGCUGACCUGACUACAGCUCAGACCCCUUCAGAAUUUUUGGCCUUGACUGAAGAUUCUUUGUCCGAGGCAGAUGCCUUUCCUAAAAGUGGAAGCACGGCCUCACACUGCGACAACUUUGGCCACAAUGAUGCUACCUCUCAGCCCGCUCCCAAUCCCACUGCUGUCACAAAGACUACGAUGGACUCUGCGGGCACUGCGCUCUGUACUGUGAUGUCUCCAGGGAGGUACAGGCUGGAAGGUCGGGGUAGCACUGAACUGCAUUCUUUGCCGGAGACCUCUCGCGCUAACCAGAGGGAAGUGUUGCUGCCAGGCAUCGAGUCCCCUGUCAGGAAUGGGAGUGACCCGGAGACACAGUCAGCAGCUGUUCAUCAAAGAGAAGAGAACCCCGUGGCACAGGGUGGAGAACCAAAGCUGAGGACCGGCUCGCCCAGGACACUGGGUUCCUACGACCAGCACAAGACGCCGGCUGAAUGCAUUAAAGGGGCCCACCCUGUUUCAGAUUCAAGGGUAAUUCCUUCUUCUGGGGAGCAUCAUGUUUUUAACAAAUCGUCUUAUGGAUAUGAACCAAAUGCCGCCAAAGUUCUUGCCAGUAGCCUCAGUCCAUAUCGAGAAGGAAGAUACAUAGAGAGGCGGCUGCGGUCCUCAUCUGAAGGAACAGCAGGGAGUGGCCGAGUGGUCCUAAAGCCGAAGGACGGGCAUGUGGAAGCCAGCAGCUUGAGAAAGCACAGAGCAGGGUCCUCGUCCUCCAAGAUGAACAGUCUGGAUGUUCUAAAUCAUUUGGGAUCCUGUGAACUGGAUGAAGAUGAUCUAAUGCUUGAUUUAGAAUUUUUAGAGGAACAGAAUCUUCAACCCCCAGUUUGCCGGGAAGAUUCCUACAACUCUGUAAUGUCGUGUGCGGCCGUCCUUCUUAGCCCAGUGGACCCAACAAGAGAAAUGAAGAUAUUAGAAGAACCAAAAUGUCCUGAGCCUUCCAAACAGAGCCUUUCCCUGAAAAUAACAAAAGACACUGAUCAAGAAGCCUGGUGUUCCCAUGUCGGCCGCAUGCCCAACAGUCCCUCUGCAGAUUGGCCCCUGCUGGGUGUGGAGGAAAAUGGAGGCAUAGAUUCUCUGCCGUUCAGAUUGAUGCUCCAGGAGUGCACAGCAGUGAAGACGCUGCUACUGAAGAUGAAGAGAGUGCUUCAAGAGAGUGACGUGAGUCCUUCCAGCAGUACCACCUCACUUCCCAUCAGCCCUCUCACCGAAGAGCCACUGCCAUUCAAGGAUGCAAUGAAAGAUGAAUGUUCGAUGCUGAAGCUGCAACUGAGAGACAGGGAUGAGCUCAUAUCUCAGCUUCAAGCAGAGCUGGAAAAAGUGCAGCAUUUACAGAAGGCUUUUGCGUCACGUGUAGAUAAAUCCACGCAGACUGAACUUCUAGGAUGUGAUGGUUUAAGCUUGAAACGACUGGAGGCAGUACAAGGAGGGAGAGAGACUACGUACCGAAGUCGAACUAUGAGCCAAAGUCUCAGCACAAGGGACAGAAAAGCAAUCCAUACUCCCACCGAGGACCGUUUUAGAUACUCUGCAGCUGACCAGACAAGUCCUCACAAGAACAUCUGCCAACUCCCAGGGAUGUGUCUAAGCAAUUUCUUAAAGGACAAGGAAUUAGGAGGAGUUAUGAAACAUGCAAGGGGAAAUUAUGAAGCUGUCACCUCCGAAGUGACACAGAACUCGAGGAUGACUGUGGGACAGAGUUUUCUGAAGCCAGCCACUAAAACAGAAGGACUCUCCAUGUUCUCAGAGAAACCAAAGGACCCAGCAGCUCUGUCCCGACAGCACUCCACCUUCACGGGCAGGUUUGGACAGCCACCUCGAGGACCUAUCUCCUUACACACAUACAGCAGGAAGAAUGUUUUUCUCCAACACAAUUUACACACCACGGAGUUCCAGACGCUGGGCCAGCAGGAUGGGUAGUUAGAUCUUUUCUCUGUGAACAGCAGAGAUGGCUAUUGUUCCAUGUGCCGUCUAAGAGUGGUCAUGUCCAUCUUCCUGCUUUUAUUUUUAUCUGUAAGCAAAGACUUAUGGGCUUUCAUUUUAUUUCCAAGAAUGACAGGUUGAGUAUGUUGACUUACUAGGAUGAAAUGUUCAGAAGGCUUUGCUCUCUUGGUGGAAAUAUACAUGUAUAAUGAGUGGGACCAUCUUGCUGGCUUUUGUGGUCUCUAAGCUAUUUACUUAUAUUUUUUCUGUAUCUCUUGCUAAUGUGCGUUUAGGUUUCAAGAAGGCAAUGUCGAAUAACUCUCUGUUUAUGAUCUUACUAUAAAGUAGGUUAGAAGAAUG